GUUAUGUCAGGCUAUGUUAUAUCAUGUUUAGUCAGGUUAUGCCAUGUUAUGUCAGGUUAUGUAAGGUUAUGUCAUGUUAUGUCAGGUUGUGUCAGGUUGCGUCAUGUUAUGUCAUGCUAUGUUAUGCUAUGUUAUGUUAUAUCAUGCUAUGUCAUGUUAUGUAAGGUAAUGUCAUGUUAUGUCAGGCUAUGUCAUGUUAU
Messenger RNA from Candidula unifasciata, 200 nucleotides. Lineage: Eukaryota; Metazoa; Mollusca; Gastropoda; Stylommatophora; Geomitridae. The record is from the annotation of a GenBank genome assembly.